GGGGCAGGACGCCUGGGUUCCUUCAUCUCGCCAGACCCAGGUACUGCUGGGAUGGGACCUAGGUCCCCCUCCCCGCCAGAAUGAGUCCUUGCCCCACAGCAAGGUGCUGCAGACCCCCUUGGAUUGCCCCGGGCUCAGCAUGGCGGCCCUGCGGAUGAUAUGCCGAGCUUCCCGCACAGGGACAUCGCCCUGCCUGAGUUUCACCCGGCUGCUCAGUGUUACAGCCCCGAGAGAGUCCUAUAAGUAUGUGAAUGUACAGGAAAAGGAAAUGGACAUGAAAUCCAUCACUGACCGGGCUGCUCAAACCCUUUUGUGGACAGAGCUCUUACGAGGCCUGGGUAUUACCCUGAGUUACCUUUUCCGGGAACCUGCCACCAUCAACUACCCCUUUGAGAAGGGCCCCCUGAGCCCGCGUUUUCGGGGCGAGCACGCCCUGCGCCGCUACCCAUCUGGAGAGGAGCGGUGCAUCGCCUGCAAGCUCUGCGAAGCCGUCUGCCCUGCCCAGGCGAUCACCAUCGAGGCUGAGCCCCGAGCCGACGGCAGCCGACGAACCACUCGCUACGAUAUCGACAUGACCAAGUGCAUUUACUGCGGGUUCUGCCAGGAGGCCUGCCCUGUAGACGCCAUUGUGGAGGGCCCCAACUUUGAGUUCUCCACGGAGACGCACGAGGAGCUGCUGUACAACAAGGAGAAACUGCUCAACAACGGGGACAAGUGGGAGGCCGAGAUCGCGGCCAACAUCGAGGCCGACUACCUGUACCGGUGACAGCGCCGCCCAGCCUGCUUUCUGAACCCACCCCUGCAAUAAAGGGCCUACACCCGGUU
This is a messenger RNA of Pelodiscus sinensis (Chinese soft-shelled turtle), 825 nucleotides long. NCBI's taxonomy places the organism in Eukaryota, Metazoa, Chordata, Testudines, Trionychidae. The record is from RefSeq and is a predicted model, not a curated record.